AUGGAGAGAUCAUCCUCAAUGAAACAACGGAAGAAAGGUCCAGCUCGUGGCAAAGGCGGUCCACAAAACGCUCUUUGUCGAUACCGUGGAGUUCGGCAAAGAACAUGGGGAAAAUGGGUGGCUGAGAUCAGAGAGCCUAAAAAGAGGACACGACUCUGGCUUGGUUCUUUUGCUACUGCUGAAGAAGCAGCCAUGGCUUAUGAUGAAUCUGCGCUGAAACUAUUUGGUCAAGAAGCUUAUCUCAACUUACCUCAUCUUCAGCAAAGGAAACAAGGGCCUCCUGUGAACAACACGCAGAGGUUUAAAUGGGUGCCUUCAAAGAAGUUUAUCUCCAUGUUUCCUUCACGUAGUGGCAUGCUUAACGUGAAUGCUCAGCCUAGUCUUCAAACUAUCCAGCAAAGACUAGAUGAGCUGAGGAAAAAUGGACUUCUGUCUCAUUCCUAUUCUUCUAGCUCAUCCUCUACCGAAUCGAAAACUAAUACUACUAGCCUUCUUGAUGAAAAGACAAGCAAGGGAGCAACCUACAAGAUGUUGGAUGAUGAUGAGAAGAAACCAGAGAUGGACCGGAACGAGUUUCUUCAGCAGAUGGGAAUCUGGAAGGAUAAGAGUCAAGCAGAAGCAAGCGAAGUAGCAGAGUGUCAAGAAGAAACUGGAAGUCCUUUCACAGCUCAGAGUGUUAGCUGGGACACAAUGAUUGAGCUGCCAGGAAGUGAAACCUCAGCUAUGCAUUUCGACUGUUUCGGAAGCUAUGGUGAUUUAGAGGAUGAUCUAGGCUUUCCUUCCAUCUGGAACUUCUGUGGAAUCUUAGAUGAGUGAAACGCAACUUGCUGUAGAUCAGAUUCAAAAGUACACGUAGCGUAGUUUUUAGAGUAGUACAGUCUCACGAUCUAACACAUGAUUCUUAUGUGUGUUUGUGGCUCAUGACUUUGCUCUUUUCUCACGUCCAUCCACGU
Messenger RNA from Eruca vesicaria subsp. sativa (arugula), 953 nucleotides. Lineage: Eukaryota; Viridiplantae; Streptophyta; Magnoliopsida; Brassicales; Brassicaceae. The record is from the annotation of a GenBank genome assembly.